This is a messenger RNA of Vitis vinifera (wine grape), 2010 nucleotides long. RefSeq names its product pentatricopeptide repeat-containing protein At1g59720, chloroplastic/mitochondrial. Gene Ontology annotation, molecular function: RNA binding; zinc ion binding; protein binding. NCBI's taxonomy places the organism in Eukaryota, Viridiplantae, Streptophyta, Magnoliopsida, Vitales, Vitaceae. Gene Ontology annotation, biological process: RNA modification. The record is from RefSeq and is a predicted model, not a curated record. The transcript has a single exon. The coding region runs from base 153 to 1982 and encodes 609 amino acids.
AAAUAACGAAACAUUGCACGGGUGCUUUUAGUUUUAGCAGGGGAGCUGUGAAUUUUCUCACAAAGGAGCCGAAGCUUGUCCAGCUCAGUUUAGCCGAAUAUGGCUAGUGAGACAAUGGUUGUGCAUGAUUGAGUGGUGAGUCUUCCUUGUAUAUGGCAAUGGUUCUCGCAGCUGUAAUAGCUCCACCUUCCCAUCUUCCCCACGCCAUCAGCAACAGCGACUCCUUCACCCAUCACCGCCGCCUUCUCCUCUUCCUAAAUUCAUGCACCUGCAUUUCUCAGCUCAAGCAACUUCACGCCCAGACAAUUCGGACCACAUCUUCCCACCAUCCAAACACCUUCUUUCUUUACAGUCGGAUUUUGCAUUUCUCCUCCUUACAUGAUCUCCGUUACGCGUUUCGGGUUUUCCAUCAAAUUGAGAACCCCAAUUCGUUCAUGUGGAACGCCCUCAUCAGGGCCUGUGCACGAAGCACUGACCGCAAACAACAUGCCAUUGCGCUUUAUCACAGAAUGUUGGAGCAAGGAAGUGUUAUGCAAGAUAAGCACACUUUCCCCUUUGUUCUCAAGGCUUGUGCUUACUUGUUUGCUCUAUCAGAAGGGGAACAGAUCCAUGCCCAGAUUUUGAAACUUGGAUUUGAUUCAGACGUUUAUAUUAAUAACAGUUUGGUCCAUUUCUAUGCCACGUGCGACCGUUUGGACUUUGCAAAGGGGGUGUUUGAUAGAAUGUCUGAGAGAAGUUUGGUUUCAUGGAACGUUGUGAUUGACGCGUUUGUUCGAUUCGGUGAGUUUGAUGCUGCAUUAAAUUUAUUCGGCGAGAUGCAGAAGUUUUUUGAACCGGAUGGGUAUACCAUUCAGAGUAUCGCAAAUGCUUGUGCUGGUAUGGGGUCUUUGUCUUUGGGGAUGUGGGCUCAUGUUUUUCUGUUGAAAAAGUUUGACGCUGAUAGAGUUAAUGAUGUUUUGUUGAACACUUCCUUGGUGGAUAUGUAUUGCAAAUGUGGGUCAUUAGAACUUGCUCUGCAACUCUUUCACAGAAUGCCUAAGCGUGAUGUAACCUCAUGGAAUUCGAUGAUUCUAGGAUUCUCCACCCAUGGCGAGGUGGCGGCCGCAUUGGAAUAUUUUGGUUGCAUGGUCAGAACGGAAAAGUUGAUGCCCAAUGCCAUCACGUUUGUAGGUGUCUUGAGUGCGUGUAAUCACGGAGGCUUGGUUAGUGAGGGCCGCAGGUAUUUUGAUGUGAUGGUAACGGAGUACAAAAUUAAACCUGAAUUAGAGCACUAUGGCUGCCUGGUAGAUCUUCUUGCGCGUGCUGGGCUUAUUGAUGAAGCCUUAGAUGUUGUGUCAAACAUGCCCAUGAGACCAGACUUAGUCAUUUGGAGGAGUCUUCUGGACGCUUGUUGCAAGCAAAAUGCAGGUGUUGAGCUAAGUGAAGAAAUGGCCAGACGAGUCCUUGAGGCAGAAGGGGGUGUUUGUAGCGGUGUUUAUGUGCUGCUGUCCCGAGUAUAUGCCUCAGCUAGCAGGUGGAACGAUGUUGGGAUGGUUAGGAAACUGAUGACUGAUAAGGGUGUAGUAAAAGAGCCUGGAUGUAGUUCAAUAGAGAUAGACGGUGUCGCCCAUGAAUUUUUUGCAGGGGACACAUCUCAUCCUCAAACUGAAGAAAUAUAUUCAGCUCUGGAUGUGAUUGAAGAGAGGGUGGAAAGGGUAGGGUAUUCCCCCGACUCUUCACAAGCGCCCAUGGUUGAUGAGACCAUUGAUGGAAAACAAUACUCACUUAGGCUGCAUAGUGAGAGACUUGCCAUUGCCUUUGGCCUAUUGAAGACAAAACCAGGCAUGCCCAUUCGCAUUUUUAAAAACCUUCGAGUCUGCAAUAACUGUCACCAGGUGACUAAAUUAAUCUCUAGGGUAUUUAACAGAGAGAUAAUUGUGAGAGAUCGUAUUAGAUUCCAUCACUUCAAAGAUGGUGCCUGUUCCUGCAUGGAUUAUUGGUGACACCGAAUCUGCUUUGCAACUUGUAUCA